This is a messenger RNA of Fusarium sp. VM40, 702 nucleotides long. Lineage: Eukaryota; Fungi; Ascomycota; Sordariomycetes; Hypocreales; Nectriaceae. The record is from the annotation of a GenBank genome assembly.
AUGUCCCAAAAGAUUACCGAUCUGAUCUGCAGAACUAACCAUCAUGCUUUGCGCAUCGCCGCCGACUGGACGCGUCGCUUAAGCUCUGGAUUUGCAAUUGGGCCUGCUGUUCUGCAGAAGAUGUUUACCGAUGUUGAUAUUAUUAUCAGGAGGUUUGAAUCUCUGAUUGUUGAGAUCGACACCUCUUCGAUCAAGCCCCUGGUUGACGAAGUACUGCCUGCCAUCGUCACACGGAAGAUCACACAGCGGAUGGUACAAGCAGGACGUCCUAGGGAUUUGGUCAUUUGGUACCUGAGCAAAUUUGCCUGCCAGACACUGCUUGAGCACGACAACAUCGCCUCCCCCGAUGCCUUCUUCGACAUGAUCAGGAGAACAGAGUAUUUCAGGCCUGUCUGGUGGAGAAUCGACGAGAUGGCCCGCUCCGAGCUAGACAUUCGUGGUUGCGAAAAGACCGUGGACGAAGUUUGCGCACGAGGUGGUUCUCUCGAUAAGUUGUUGGAGGAGUACAAGACGUCGGUGAAAAAGGUCAAGUCCUACAAGAUGCCGGAUGAGGACAAGGAAGAGCUUGUGGAGUCUUCUUCGUCUGGGAGUGAUGCUGAUGACGAGGAUUCUUUUACGACUUCAAUCAGAUGGACGGUUCAGGGCGAGGAUGCACCGGCCACAUCAGACUACCAGUCUGAUUCUGGUAAGACUGAGGGUUGA